AUGGCAAGCAAAAAAACGAGCGUAGAUUUAACGAAAGGCAGCCGAAGCCCCGUCGGGUCUGAAGGGGAGAUGUUUGGCGAAUUUCAGGACUGGUGUCUUCGCACUUACGGAGACUCGGGUAAAACAAAGACUGUCACUCGGCGUAAAUAUAACAAAAUACUCCAGACCCUUCUGCAGAGCGACGAGUCGGACAGCAGCGUCUACAUCGAAAGCAACCACAUCAACGCAAAAUUUAAGUUCUGGGUGAAAUCCAAAGGUUUCCAAGUCGGGAAUAGCGACGGGGAUCACGGGAAAAACGGAGCUUCGGACAAACCGGUCCUGUACGUCCCUAUUAAGGCAACGUGUGUGGAUGGAGGCUCAGGUCAUGAGGGCUCUGCCCUUAAAAGGGUGGCGGUGGUGGAGGACUUUUUCGACAUCAUCUACGCCAUGCAUGUAGAGAUCAGCUCAGACCCCAGCAAAGCACCCAAACACGCAGGACAGAAGAAAACCUACAAAGCAAUUGCUGAGACAUAUGCCUUCCUGCCCAGGGAGGCGGUGACCCGUUUCCUGAUGAGCUGUGGAGAAUGCCAGAAGAGGAUGCACAUCAGCUCCAGUGGAACAGACUUUAAAGAGAAUGACCGGCCAGCUGCUCUGGUUCCUGACCUGAUUGACUAUAACAUGCCUCUGACCACCACCUAUCUGAAACAGAUGAAGCUGCAGUGCGUGAGCACCAAUGAACAGGAUGAGAGUUCAGUGAGCAGUGAGGAUUUUGAUAUGAGUGACCCCACAUGGGUAUCAGCUGAUCGCGGUCCUGCGUCUGGUCCCAACGCAUCCACCAACGGAGAGAGAAUGCACAGCCCUCAGAACACUCACAAGGAGGAGGAUGAUGACUCUUCUUCAGAGAGUGCGAACGGGAACGGUGUACACACUCUGACUCCUCCAUGCUCAGGCAGACCGGGCGUCUCUGACGGCACUGGCGCCGCUUCAUAUGGGGAGGUUAAUGGAAAUGGAACGCCAGCGCCGCUAGACUUCAGCGCCACGUCAUCCUCCUCCUCCUCAGAGGACCAGCAGCCUGUAAACCUGAGCGAACGCCUCAACGAGCGGAUUCCCACGGCAGGGCCGGGCACCGCCGUCUUAGGGCAGUUCCACGGUGAAAGCUCCGAGGAUCUGCGCAGAAAAUACCCUGUCAAACAGCCAUUAGCCAGUGAACUUCGCUACGACAGAGACGUCAGGGACUACGGAAGCAAGUCUCCUCAGUACAUCUCAGGGACUUACGAUUCGUUGAAGCUUGAGAUGUGUCCAGAGGACCUGACAGUGAGUCGCUCUCAGACAGCCGACGACGAUGACGAUGACCACGACGACCACGAUGACAACGACAAAAUCAACGACACUGAGGGGGUCGACCCAGAGCGACUCAAAGCUUUCAAUAUGUUCGUACGGCUAUUUGUGGAUGAGAACCUGGACCGUAUGGUUCCCAUCUCCAAACAGCCCAAAGAGAAGAUCCAGGCCAUCAUCGAGUCCUGCAGCCGCCAGUUCCCUGAGUUUCAGGAGCGAGCCCGCAAACGCAUCCGCACCUACCUCAAAUCCUGCCGCCGCAUGAAGAAAAACGGCAUGGAGACACGGCCCACGCCACCACACCUCACCUCUGCCAUGGCCGAGAACAUACUUGCUGCAGCCUGUGAAAGUGAAAGCCGCAAAGCCGCCAAGAGAAUGCGCAUGGAUGUCUAUCAGGCACAUGAAGAGCAGAUUGCAGUAGACAAGCCAAUAUCUCGUGAGCCAGCGUCUCUGGCCCACUCUGCAUACGGUCUGUCUGCCUCUGCCUACUCUCAGGACCAGCUCUACAUAAACGGUGUACUCGGAUAUAGUUACCGUGGAUACGCUGGCUUAGGCGGCAGUAUGCAACACCCAGUCUCCUUGACAACUGCCACAGCUCAAAGCAACGGUCCAACGGAUCUCAGUAUGAAAUCUCUGGCAUCCAACUCAUCAUCCUCCAGCUCCAACAGUCACAGUGGGCGGAACGGAGCAGGAGGGGGCGGGGCUUCGGCCCAGCUGAGUCCUACAGAGAUCACUGCAGUGCGUCAGCUGAUCGCUGGCUACCGCGAAUCCGCUGCCUUUCUCCUACGGUCCGCCGACGAGCUAGAGAGUCUCAUAUUGCAACAGAACUGA
Messenger RNA from Chanos chanos (milkfish), 2145 nucleotides. RefSeq names its product nucleolar protein 4-like b (gene nol4lb). Bases 1 to 2145 code for a protein of 714 amino acids. Lineage: Eukaryota; Metazoa; Chordata; Actinopteri; Gonorynchiformes; Chanidae. The transcript is spliced from 11 exons. The record is from RefSeq and is a predicted model, not a curated record.